UUAUUUCUUUUAAAUGAAUAGAUCUUUUUAGCAUCAAAAUGUCUUCAUUGUUUUUACAUUUAGGCAAAAGCUGUUCAUGAAAUUAGUAAAGUAGGACAUGCAUCAUGGAACAAGCUCAGUGCAAAUCUGGUGACACCAACCUUUAGCCACGUCUCAGAGUCACUUGCAGCUUUCCAGUAGCACGUCUGUGCUGCCUUCCCUUCAGAGAGAGAAAUUGCUUCUAGAUCAUACAGUGUUAUUUGCAAUAUUUGUAGAAUUUUAUGAAUGUUGUAAGUGAGCAAUGAAAAUAUCCUGUUUGCUAAAAAGCCAUCACUUAAUUUGGACUCAGGUAGACAGAGCAAACUCACGCACUCAGGUGUACUGCCGAUGCUGCAUCUUCCAUAUAGUGACUGUCAGGCACUUCCAGGGGAAUAAAAUUGAAGCAGCUGCUAAAACCUCACAAUUCCUAGAGCUAAAACAUGAGCCCUCUUGGAUGUGACACAAAAGGAACUAAAAUGUGUGUUUAAGCCUGUCUUUUCAAGCUGCUUUUUUUUUCUAAUUUAGCAACAGAAACUUUACAGACAAAUGAAUAGAAGUUGUGUAUUCAUGAUCUGGGCAGAAUGGCCAAAUAGGAAACUGUAUAGGGAAAAAAAAAUAUCUUUUUGUUUUCUCUCCUUCUGCAGCUUUGAAAUGCAGCAAGUCUGGUGGAUUUGGUAACACUAAUACAAAACUGGAAAGUGGAGAGACGAGAAGCAAGUUUCAUUAACAGGGAGAAUUCUACAUAAAAUAUACUGGAGUUGAUGGAGGAAAGGAAGAGACAGCCAAGAUGUUCAGCUGCAAGUGGAGUCCAAUUUGAUGCUCAGCAUGAGUUUAAAGGGAAGAUUUUCUCAGCCUUAAAAUAAAAGAGCAGCAUUGGCUGCGUACGGGGCAGAAAACUGUCGUCACAGAAAUGGAUUGUGCCGGGCUUGGGAAAAGCGAGAGUGGCAAAAGUAGCUCAUUUUGCUGUGCUACAUUUAUAGAUGUGCUCAUUUCAAUGCUCCCAGGAGGACCAGCUUUCUGCGUCCAGAAAAAAUUAUACAGGCAUCCCACCACGCCAUAUCCCGGUGCUAAAACCUCAGCAUAAAGGAGAUCCACCAUGGCUUAGCUGGGAAUUCUGCCUUUGGAUUUUGGGGAGCAGACCUGAUUUCCUGCCAGCAGAUCUGUUGCUGUCUUUCAUUUCUUAUAGGAUCAGGCCUCUGACAUGAACAAAUUGCUAACAUCAAGGACCUGAUCCUGCUUCCACUGAAAUCAAUACAAGUUUUGUCAUUGGUUUCAAUGGGAUCAAGGAUUCAAUCCCACCGUUUUUGAAGUCAAUAGGGUUGGGGUUUUCUCUGAAUAAGCAAGGUUGUGUUGAUACUGCAGAAUGGGCCUAAAUUAUAUUGAUUAUUUGGAUGUAAACCCAAGCAUAAAAACAGGAUUAGGGGAAAAAAGGGAAAUGUAUAAGAAAGUGAGUGUAGAGCAGCAUCCAUUUGCAGCGUGCAGCAGGUCAGCAGGAGCCCAGCUGGAGCAAAGGCUGCAGUGGCACAGCACCAGGGAACAAGUCCACUGGAAAAUUUUGGGGGGAAGAGAGAGAAGAAAUUCAUCCUUUUUCGUCUGCUUCUUCUAAUGCAAACCUUUGUGUCACUCCUCCUUUAUUAAAAAUAAACAAAACAUCAACAGAAGAAAUUAUUAUCACAUAUACACACACAAUAGUUGGUUCUGCUUCUUCUCUGCUCUUUCUUUUCCCACUUCUCUGAUACAGGGUUGUUCUGUGUUUCUGUAACAGCUACUGGCAAAUCAGAAUUUAUUGUACAUAUGUUUGUGUUCCACUUAAUAAAAAAUAUACUUAUAUUUUCAGAUAAACUUUGUUAGUAAUUCAUGAGGUAAGUGACUAUUUAUGCUAAUAAGGGAGAAAUAUAUUCUCAAGCAUAAUGCAUUACAUAAAUUUGAAUGCAAAAUGUUCAAUUAUGAAGUAAAUACAGGUAAUGCAAACAGUAAAUUACAUCCAAUAAAAAUAUAUAAAGAAUGUGUCUUCAAAGAGAGAGAGGCUUUUAUUUGCAUCUGUGAGUUGUUUAAAGAGAAAAGAAUUAAUAAAUACUGAAUUACUCUUAUGAUGAUUUAGCUCAUAAUUCAGCAAUCCAUAACGACUCCCAGUAAUCAGACUGUUGUUUCAGACCCUCCAAUAUAAGGCAGGACUGUUUCCUCAGCAAUUUUAUCCCUACCAGAUUAUCUCAUCUGAUUCUAUUAAUUCUCUCCCAUAAAUCUGCUAACAGUGAUAUGUGAUUUACUUACCCUGUUAACUGAUCUGAAGACUGUUAAAAGGAUUUAUCUAGCACUGCACCUAGGAGCAGUUUAUGCCUUAUCACUCUGUUACCCUGAAGAAGUCUUUCUGAAAUCAAUUUGGCUGGUUUCAUAGUUAAAUUCAGCGGGCACUGUUUAGUUCUGCACCAUAAAAUAAGACACUAGAUAAACAAAAGGAGCAGUAACUGUACUUAAUGUGUUGCUCUUGAUACGUGUUUAAGUCAUAACGAAUUGCUCAGUGAGUCCAUAUAACACAAGAGCUGCACGCUCGCUCCUGCUGGAUGUGGAGUGUGGGACAGGCACAGGCGCUCCAGCAGCGCAAGUUCUGUCUCUGCUGCUGCCUGCUCUGCACACACCGACCCCAGAGGCUCUGGAGUUAAUGUUUCACAUCCCCCUGCACGGCCUGUCAGGAAACUCUCCCACAAUAAAUAUACAUUAGUUUGGAGGCUCAUGAAGCAGGUCAGCAGCACACUGGGAGCGAGCAGGGCUCCGCGGGUACGUCGUCAAACGGAGAUGCUUGAAAACAGACCAGAGCAAGAGGCUGGGAGAGGGACAGAGGAGUUUUCCCUCUGCCUGGCUCGGGGCAGGAUUGUUACAAACAGUGCUGGGAAAAGGGAGCAGUCUGGGGGAAUUGGCCUGCGAUAAUUGUGGAAAAACUGGAGACUGAAUAGCUCUAAUUGAAAUGAAAGUGUGUGAUUGUUAUGGAAGAAACACUGUUAAUAGAGGACUGUAAAUGUUUAGACACCCAUUGUGAAUAGCCAAAUAAUAAAGAAAAAUACUACUAAACCGAGAAUUAUAUACUGUAGGGAGGAGAAUGUUGCUUCUGAAGGUUAUCCAAAAAUUGCUAAUAAUCUUUUUUCUCUGCUUCACUGAACAGUAGAGACAUUUUGGUGCAGCAGUUCUGUGUAACAAUCACACAAGAACAAUAUUGUACAACUAAUAAUUUUACUCGCUGUUCUGGUAGGUCAGAGCUUCAAUUAAUUUGCAGUGCUUGCUUACAUUGAUAUCAAUUAAGAGAUGGUCCCCAUUAGCUCACACAAUUUCAUACUCUUUGUCUAGAGUUCAGAGUUUACUCAGGAAAUUUACUCGUUUGCAAAUGUAGCACUUUGAAUCUUCACAUCCAAACAAACUAUUUUAUGGGGCUGGAGCCACAUUUCCGCAGCCAUCCACCACACGGCCUAGGGAAAUACUACAGCCGUACAUUCUGAAAUGCAAUAACCGUUUCAUUUUAAAAUAUUAGCACACACUUUAUGUCUCUCACAGGUAAGCAUGUUAAGGGAUAUAUAGUGCCACAUUCAUCUUGCUCAGGAGAAAAAAAAAAUACUGGGAAUUGGCCUGUCCUGGGGGGAUUUAUGCUAUGAGCCUGAAGUUUUGUUGAUUCCAACAAAGUGAAGAAAUAAAAAAGUCAGCCCGAGCAGUUAACUUGCAUUAACUUUGCCAUGGAUCGCCAUCUGUAAGAUAAAGCUGCAGAUGUGCAUGGCUCUGUGUGUGCGGGUGUGUUGUGGGACAGUGCACAAAUGUAUUUUAAUUCUCUUAUAAAUGUUGGUAGCAUUUUUUAUCUUUACAGAAUUGCCACUGUGACAAUUUCUAGAUCUAGUUAUCUUCCUAAACUCGCAGUAUGCCCUACCCCUUUCAGCUGCCAGGAACAGUACAUGCUGUAUGACUUUCAGAUGUUAGUACUGGCACUCACACUGAUAAUGGCAUAGUCAGAAGAUGUUAUCCAUUCGUAAAUCCACUCGCCAAGUGAUAUUUCCUAAGCAGAGAUUCUUUGGCUAUUGCAAAUGAUGACUUUCACAGUCGGUGAAAAAUCACCCAGAGCCCUGCCCGCACCUACAGAGUGAUACCCUGAGCGGGGUUAUAAAUAGCAAACUCCAGGGGGGAAGGGACCGGGCUAGGGGAGAAGAGAGGAUUUGAAGUACAAUGUUCAAGAAGCAGGUUUAAUAUAUGACCAAGUGUCAGAAGUCAGGUUUCUGAGAAUUACUUUUCAGAUAAACAACUUUAUAGCACCGCACUUAAUCUUACUUACUAGAGACAUCUCAUUUAUCACGGAAUUACAAGUAACUUUAAUUCUAUCGAUAUUCCCAUAAAGCCCGGUCGGAAAAUCGAGCCUGGCAGCCCCGGAGGCUGCGGGUCUCCCCGGCCCGCGAUGGGACACGGCGGGCGCAGCCGGGGCCGGGCGGGACCGCGGCGGCUGCGGGGGCGGGCGGGACGCGACGGGGGUGCCCGUCCCGUCCUGUCCCGUCCCGGCCCGGCCCGGCCCGGCGCUCGGCACUGACCUGCGGACGAGAGAUGGCGCUGUCGAGGUUCGAACCGAGCCGCUCCGCCGCUCCGCUCCGCUCCAGCCGCCGCCGCUCCUCGGCCCCCGGACCGGCCCCAGCCCCCUCCCGGAGGGGAAGGGGGACUGGGGAGGGGGGGAGGCGAAAGUAAAUACAAUUAGUUCUAAAUGUAUUAAAUUAAUUAGUCCUGGCCGGCACGCCGAGUGCGGCGGGAGGGGGUGCGGGGUUUGCAAACUUGCGGGGCUCCGGGCGGGCGGAGGGGAUGGAGGGAUCGAUGCCCCAUCCCCGUAACAAAAUAAUCAAUAAGUGAGCGGGGCGCUGCGGGGGCGCGGAGCGAUGACCCAGGCCGGCACCGGGGCAGGGCCGCCCGCAGGUACCCGCGCCGUCCCGGCGGAGCCCCGCGCUGGCUCCGCGCUGCCCGCUCCCUCCCGGCGCUGCCCGCUGCCCCGCGGUACCGCUCGGCGCUCCCCUCCCUGCUCCCGGCCGCACGGAGCUCCCCGCGCUCUGGGCGCCGCGCCGGGCUCGGCAUCAGCUCCCGGGCACUGCGCCCCGCGCAGAGCGCUCGGCUCGGGCGCGCACGGUGCGGUGCGGGCGGAGCGGGCCGGCGGUGGCCGGGCCGGGCCGGGCCGAGCCGAGCCGAGCCCGGGCGCGGUGCCGGCGGCCAGGAGGGGGUUAAGCGGGCGCUGACAGUCAGCUGAGCCCUGACUGACAGCCCGCAAAGUUUCCCUGUCGCUAGACUCCUAUGCUAAUGAGGCCGGGCGGCGCGCGCCCAUUGGCCCGGCCCGGAGCCCGUGUCCCGCCUGACGUCACGGGCGCUAUAAAACUCCGCAAUGCUUUAAACUCUCCUGCCGGAUCAAACCUUUAAAUAUUUUUCAUCUUCUUGCUGUAGCUUUGAGGCCGAGUUGUUUUUUUUUUUCUCCCUCUCUCUCUCUUUUUUUUUUUUUUUUAACUCUUAUUAUUUUUGUUGCGAUACAGACUUAGAUUUUUUUUUUUUUUUGCCUUCGCUCUCUUUCCCUCCUCCCUCCCCCGAUGAACCUCUCUCCUCGCUCUGCACUUUGCACGAGAGAGCCCAGAGGAAAGGCACCAUGAAGUGUUAAAAAUAACAAAACAAAACAACAACAACAACAACAAAUUUACUCGCAACAACACCAGCUAACACUUCCAGCUGCGGUUCGCGAGCUGCGAAAGAGAGCGAGAGGAGAGAGAGAGAGAGAAGGGAGGGAGAGAGGAGGAAAAAAAAAAAAAAACCCUCUAUGCAAAAGGCGAAUAGCGAGAGCCCCGCGCUCUGAUGCAUCAGCGGAGCCUCUGCGAGGGAUAACGCGGAGCGGGAGAGGAGCCGCCGGGGCGGACCGGAGCGGAGGCAGAGCAGGAGAGCGGAGCGGAGCUCGCCAAAAAUCAAGCUGGCUCACCCGGUGGCGACUCAGAGCAGCCCCCUCGCUCCCGGAGCGCACCCUUUCUGGAGGACUCUCGGCAGCAAAAGGAUGGCAUCAGAGCUGGCGAUGAGCAGCUCCGACCUGCCCACCAGUCCCCUGGCCAUGGAAUAUGUUAAUGACUUCGAUCUGAUGAAGUUUGAAGUGAAAAAGGAGCCGGUGGAGACCGAUCGCAUUAUCAGCCAGUGCGGCCGCCUGAUCGCCGGGGGAUCGCUCUCCUCCACCCCGAUGAGCACGCCCUGCAGCUCCGUGCCCCCGUCCCCCAGCUUCUCGGCGCCCAGCCCCGGCUCCGGCUCCGACCAGAAGACCCACCUGGAAGACUACUACUGGAUGACGGGGUACCCGCAGCAGCUCAACCCGGAGGCGCUGGGCUUCAGCCCCGAGGACGCGGUGGAGGCGCUGAUCAACAGCAGCCACCACCCGCUGCCCGGCGCCUUCGAUGGCUAUGCUAGAGGGCAGCAGCUGGCCGCGGCCGCCGGCGGCUCCGUGCCGGCCGAGGAGAUGGGCUCGGCGGCCGCCGUGGUGUCGGCGGUGAUCGCCGCGGCGGCGGCGCAGGGCGGCGCGCCCCACUACCACCACCACCACCACCACCCGCACCACGGCGGCGGCGGCGGCGGCGGCGGCGGCGGCGGGCACCCCCACGCCGCGGCGCCGGGCAGCGCGCCGCCCUCCUCCGCCUCCUCGGCCGCCGGCUCCGGCUCCGGCGGCGGCGGCGGCGGCGGCGCCGGGGGGCUGCACCACCCGCACCACGGCGGCGGCGGCGGCGGCGGCGGCCUCCACUUCGACGACCGCUUCUCCGACGAGCAGCUGGUGACCAUGUCGGUGCGGGAGCUGAACCGGCAGCUGCGGGGCGUCAGCAAGGAAGAGGUGAUCCGGCUGAAGCAGAAGAGGAGGACCCUCAAAAACAGGGGCUAUGCCCAGUCCUGCCGCUUCAAGAGGGUCCAGCAGCGGCACGUCCUGGAGUCGGAGAAGAACCAGCUGCUGCAGCAAGUGGAGCACCUAAAGCAGGAGAUCUCCAGGCUGGUCCGGGAGAGGGACGCCUACAAGGAAAAGUACGAGAAGCUGGUCAGCAAUGGCUUCAGAGAAAACGGAUCCAGCAGCGACAACCCUUCCUCUCCAGAGUUUUUCAUGUACCCGAGAGAAUCCUCUACAACGGUGAUGUGAAAAUCCCUGUUACCUGAGGUCAAAAAUAGAAGUCUCCCAGAAGACCCGGAGUGGUGGCGCCUGGAUGCAGAGGAGACCACACUGCUUAUAAAUCCACACCAUGAGGAGGCCAAAGGUUUCUGCAGCAGCAGGAGGUAAGCCAGGACUGCUGGUGGGUGUAAGGAGCAGAGAGCAAAGCCACGUGAGUUUGAGAAGAAGGCAGCAGCACCCUUGAGGAUGGAGACUUUGGGGCAGUGUCACGGUCCUGUACAGAAAACUUGAAGAGACACUGAAAACUUCAGGUGGGAACACACCACCCAAACAGCUGCUUGUGGGGUUUGGUCCCUGGACCUUUGGGGUCUGCACACCAGAGACCGAAAACUCUUGACUGACCCCAUAUUUCCUCUUUGUGGACUUCUGAUGUGAUAGGAAUGGCACAAAAAUAUCCAAUGUGUCUUCUUCACCAUAAUGUUUCCAGCCUGCUAACUUUCCCAGGACUACUUUCUGCUCAAAUUACUGGAACUUAAUUACAUGAGGUUUAAUUUCAGUUGCUUGGCCAGCUUUAAAAACAUAUAUUCAAAUUUGAACCACAAGGACAGAAUUUUGGGAGCCUCUUUGUCCUCUCACUUUGUGUUAAUUUAAAUGAGGAAACUGUUCCUGUGAAUCUCUGCUUUACUUCACCUAUUCCAAGUCAAUCUCAGUUCUGGAGAGACAUCCCUGUCUCCCAGCAGUUUAAUGGAGAGCACAAACAACCCCUUAUGUUAUAGUUUAUGUUUUCAAAACUGUGCAAACAGAAGAUAUUUGUCUCCUGCUUAUGUAUUUUCUUGUAAAUAAAAUGUAUUGAAACCAGAGAUGGAGUUACACUACUUUACAGCAGAUAAUGUAUUGAUAUUUUACAAGCAAGUGUUGUAUUAUCCAUACAUUUCACAAGUAGAUCUUACAAUGUUUAAUUAUAACAAAAAAAAAAAAAAAAAAAAAAAAGGAAGUGGAAGGAGAAUCAAGGGAGGAACAUGGAGAGAGAAUGCAAAAGAACAUGAAUGGGAAGUGGUGGAGUUGGAGGAAAACAGCACCUAUCAAGGCAUUAUCUGAGAAUUCCUAUGAUUAGGACUUAUCUUUCUGGCUUCAUUACUUCAUUAUAAUCUGCUGUUUACCUGAUAAGUAAUAAAUGGCCUUCAAAUGUUAUUGCAUUUGCUCACUUUCUUCAGAUUUUGCAUCAGUUUGUUCCCCUCUUAAGAUCUUAUUUCUGUUAAGGAAUGAAGAUUUUAUGGUUUUAUUGGGGUUGAUUUUUUCCUCUGGAACUUCAGUGCUGUUAUUUAGGCCCCACAGCAAUUCCUUGGAUAACACUUCCAUCUAUCACAUUGGGAUGAUCAAGGAUGCAUUGCAGCUGAUGUUUAAACACUGUUGUGUAUCUGGAGCCCACCUCCAACUCAGCAGAUACAAACCUCUCCAAAAAGCCAACAAAAGAGGGCUUUUUUUAAACACUCCAGCCCGCUAGUGGAUUAUCCUUAAUGGGUUGGCAGCAUGCCCCUUCCUUCCUCUGCAGGAAUGCUGGCCUGGCCCUGCAGCCCUGGGUUUGGGCUUUGGUGGUUUUGUUUUACUUUUAUUUUUAUUUCUGUGUUACAGCAGGCAGAAGAAACAAAGUGUAAGACUGAUUUGUAA
Molecule: messenger RNA, 8806 nt
Organism: Oenanthe melanoleuca
Lineage: Eukaryota; Metazoa; Chordata; Aves; Passeriformes; Muscicapidae
Gene: MAF
Product: MAF bZIP transcription factor
Exons: 3
Coding region: 6056-7168 (370 amino acids)
Biological process (GO): regulation of transcription by RNA polymerase II
Cellular component (GO): nucleus
Molecular function (GO): DNA-binding transcription factor activity, RNA polymerase II-specific; RNA polymerase II cis-regulatory region sequence-specific DNA binding
Source: RefSeq, a predicted model, not a curated record